UUUUCGCUGCUGAAAGCAGCAGUCUACCCUUAGGUUAGGCUUUACACUCCAUCAAUACCCUCUUUAGCCGCAACCUUUAGGAAGGGAGACUAUCUGGAAGUUCUUACGAAACAGCAACCAUGCCGCAGAACGAGCAUAUUGAGCUUCACCAAAAGCGCUAUGGACGCCGCUUGGAUUAUGAGGAGAGGAAGCGGAAGAAGCAGGCACGCGAGGUGCACAAGCGGUCCGCUUAUGCGCAGAAGGCACUGGGUAUUAAGGGCAAGAUGUUUGCCAAGAAGCGCCAUGCGGAGAAGGCCAUGAUGAAGAAGACCAUUGCUAUGCACGAGGAGCGCGACAAUAAGCACAAGGCGGUAGACGGCGCGCCGCAGAAUGCUGUGCCUGCCUACCUGCUGGAGCGUGAGCAGGUGGACCGCGCAAAAGUCCUCAGCAACACCAUUAAGCAGAAGCGGAAGGAGAAGGCGGGCAAGUGGGAGGUGCCUCUUCCCCAGGUUCGCCCCAUCGCCGAGGAUGAGAUGUUCAAGGUGCUCAAGUCGGGCAAGCGCAUGAAGAAGUCAUGGAAGCGCAUGAUCACGAAGGUGACCUUCGUGGGUCAGGGCUUCACGCGUAAGCCCCCGAAGUACGAGCGCUUUAUCCGGCCAACCGGCCUGCGCAUGACGAAGGCGCAUGUCACGCACCCGGAGCUCAAAGCAACGUUUUGCCUGGACAUCAUCGGUGUAAAGAAGAACCCGAACGGCCAAAUGUACUCGCAGCUGGGCGUGGUCACAAAGGGCACGAUCGUGGAGGUCAACGUAAGCGAGCUGGGCCUGGUCACGCCAGGUGGCAAGGUGGUGUGGGGCAAGUACGCGCAGGUGACCAACAACCCGGAGAACGACGGCUGCAUCAACGCUGUGCUGCUGGUAUAAGACUUCUAGGCCGGGGGGUGUCCAGUAUGGCGGGGAGCUUUGGCGGUGCAGGGUUGGGCGGAGCUUUGUAGAGUGUUGGGAGCGUGGAAUUAGUUAAAAAAACAAGUAUUAGUAGUUAGCUGGUGUUGGAGGGACUGGCCACCAAACCCCGCCUUAGGGACUCCCCCUGCGAAGGGCUAGCAGCAUGUCGUUGGGAUUGUGGUCAUGUGGUUUUCGUUGCCUGGUAAUGAUGUCGGAGUUGGUUGUUUGCCUGCUUGCCUCGAUGUUUGUGCCCCUCGCCGUUCCGGGGUCCUCGAUGGUCGUGUACAUAUGUGUCUCUGCUGGCUUGCUGCUGAACGGCUUCCGCCGUGAACACUACGCUUGAUACUGUACCUUUCUGCUACGAUGCACUGUGUUUUCUUAAAAUCAUGGGCGCUGCAGCGCCGGUUACGGACGGACGUUUGCAUGGACGGCUGUGCAUGGAAACGCGUGUUAGCCUUUGGACAUUCAUCCUUUUCUGCUUCUGCUCUCGGUCCUGGUAUCCUCCCGAUGCGGCGCUGGUGCUGCUUUUCAGUUCGGAGGGUGUGCGGUAGCUGUCACAGGGGGGGUAGGCACAGCACUCGUGAGUUGAUAGGUCUGUUGCGCCUUAUCAACGUGCGGGUUGCGGUGGGCUAUCCUUCAGACGCGGUGGGUUCGGACGUGUACGCUCUGUGGUAUGUAUGGCUCUUACUAUUGGGCCUACACUGUA
Astrephomene gubernaculifera is the source of this 1629-nucleotide messenger RNA. NCBI's taxonomy places the organism in Eukaryota, Viridiplantae, Chlorophyta, Chlorophyceae, Chlamydomonadales, Astrephomenaceae. The record is from the annotation of a GenBank genome assembly.